AUGUCAACAACACCAUCAAAACGGUACGACGAAAAAAUUAAUACAGUGGACCGUCGACCACCAGUCAAGCCAUGCGAAGAACCAAAUCAUAUUUAUAUCACUAGAAAAACCAAUGUCGAAUCUCAAGCAAAAACCGCCGAAGAGAUGCUUAACAACUCAUUUGACGAAAUCUACAUCCAUGGAAUGGGUGCAUCUGUGAACAAAGCCUUGGUUUUUGCCAUGGAAGUUGAAAGGAAGUUUGGAGGAAGUGUGAAAUCUGAUAUUCAAACAUCAACUGUGCAGUGUACCGAUGACAUUAUAUCACUUUUGGACUUGGAUCAAACCGAUACUCGUCACCGAUCAGUUUCUGCUGUACAUGUUCAUCUCUAUCGUGCUGCCUCAUAA
Messenger RNA from Caenorhabditis briggsae, 384 nucleotides. Gene Ontology annotation, cellular component: nucleus; ribonuclease MRP complex; nucleolar ribonuclease P complex. Gene Ontology annotation, molecular function: nucleic acid binding. The transcript has 2 exons. The record is from RefSeq and is a predicted model, not a curated record. NCBI's taxonomy places the organism in Eukaryota, Metazoa, Nematoda, Chromadorea, Rhabditida, Rhabditidae. Bases 1 to 384 code for a protein of 127 amino acids. Gene Ontology annotation, biological process: tRNA 5'-leader removal.